CAGGCGUAAACGUCGGGGGUGGAACCGACUUCUCCGCCGGAGGUUCCAUUAUUGCACUUCCUUGACAAUUCGUCACAGUACAACACUCAAUCUUAUCUGAACUGUGAAAAAUUUGCAAAUGUGCCUCAAAGAACUUUAGAUAUUCCACUCAAUGUUCUCCUAGCUAACGUAUCUAUCUCUACCCACUGCGCCUCUCACAAACGCUGUCGGCUGUAAGAGCAAACGGCAAACCAGCCUUCUGGAUGAUACCAUAGAGUAUAACUAUGGAUGAUACGCUUCAUCUUUGAAGGGUGAUGUUUACCAUCAAAUCGCAGUCCAUGGAGAAAGAACGGCAACGAUUGUAAACGGAACUUUCGUUGAAAUUCGAACCAGUGAAGUUGCAGAUGAUCGUGAAACACAGUUGAAUAUUUCCCGUUGUUUGUUACAAUUGCAUGUAAAACAAACAUAGAAAACAUGUCUGCUGUGGUGUCAUCACAUGAUGCUACUGUAGCCCAGAUCUUUGGUGAUGACUGUGAAGACAUAGAAUUACUUGUCAGCUCAGGAAAGAGCAAGAAUAGCACACCAGAAGAAAAACAUCAGAGAAGUAAAGCAAAUGUGAUUAAUGGUGCUGUCUCACCAUCAUUACCAGAACAGUUGGCCACUGAAGAGAACAUCUUUAAACUACAUGGCAUUGAUCUUCAAUUUCCUAUAGAAUGUGAUUUCUGUUUAGAGAAGUUUAUAGAAAUGGACUCCUUUGAAAGCCACAUGGUACAACAUAAGGAAUGCAGAUUUUUCACAUGUCAGUUAUGUCCUCGCACUUACGUCUCUUGGGGUAACCUGGUGGCACACCGCAAGGUACAGCACCGUGGUCAGGUGCUGAGUUGUGGACCUUGUGGCAAACGACGCUACCAUCCUGGCCUUGGGCCAGUGCACUUUCCCGUUGAUGGAUUUCCUAUUGGUUGUGAGGAAUGUUGUGCUGGCUUCACUAGUACUGUGCAGCUCUAUCGACACUAUCGAUGCCACGUCCAGCCUCAGAGUAAUGCUGCUCUAGAUAAGCAGGCUCCACUUGCACUUCCUGGCACAAAUCUGUAUGGACCUCCACCACCACAGUCAUUACAGUGCCGUGUCUGCCGCACAGAAUUUUCAUCAGAGGAGCAGAUGGCAGCUCACCAUAUUCCAGAUAAACCAUUGUCAUGUUCACUUUGUGGUAGACAGUUCUGUGAGCAACGGGUACUCCGCAUCCACCGAAGACGCUGCCAUCCUCAUGGUGUUCCAGCACAGAGAAAGUCGUACCUCUGUCCCCAGUGUGGAAGGGUCUUUGGUGAUCGUGGUCGAUACCGUCGCCAUCGUGAGGCCCAUCUUGAUAAGCAACCUCAUCGCUGUGAGGUAUGUCCCAGAGGAUUCUCAACACAGCAAGCUUUGGCAAGACAUACAUUUCUUGCACAUCCUCACCGUCAGGGAUUCCGCUGUCAGGAUUGCCGCUUGUCCUUCCGUGACAGCAAUGCUCUGCGGGAUCAUAUCCGCAAGGAUCAUCCCAGCAACAGUUCUCUUGUAUGUGAUGUGUGCCAUGACAGCUGGCCAGCAGCCACAUUCCUUGCCCAUUACCUAUCUUGCCGUUCAGUGGGAGAUGGUGCUCCCUGUGUGACAUGUGCUGUGUGCCAGAAGGUAUUCUCUCGCCCAGGUGCCUUGGACCGCCAUCUCCGCCUACACAAUCCUACUCUUCGGAAGGGCCAUCGUUGUGACAUCUGUGAUAGAACUGUACUCAAGGCUGCACAGAUGCCAGCACACAUCUUAACUCACUUUGGUGGUGAAGUGUCAAGAGUCCCAGAGCGUUACCGAAGACUCUUAUCACGUCCACGAAGACGCAUUCACACAUGUGAAUAUUGUGGACGAGACUUUCCUUCAAGUAUACGUCUACGGUGCCACAUCAGACGACAUACAGGUGAACGCCCAUACACGUGUCAGCUCUGUGGAAAGAACUUCUACACAAACCUGCAGCUUGUCGUCCAUGUACGUCAUCAUGCUGGUGAACGCACUUAUCGCUGUCCUGCACCAUCUUGUCCUCGAGCAUUUGCGAGUGCAUCUGCUCUACGUGCACACUGUGCAACACAUGCAAGGGUAAAACAGUACAACUGCCCACAGUGUGGAAAGGCUUUCUUCUGGCGUUCUGCAUUUGUAGCACACGCCAGACAGCACACUGGAUCAAGGCCAUAUGUGUGUGGAGCCUGCAACAAGUCAUUCACACUACGGGGGAAGUUAAGUUUGCAUCUACGGCGGAAGCAUGCUGCUGAACUAGGCCCUGGAGCUGAGGGCGAGGAAGGCCCACGAUAUUGCGCAGACUGCGGUCGUGGCUUCCGGACUGGAGCUCUCCUUGUAGACCACGCACGUGAAGCUGGUUGUGUUACUCCUCCCCUGCCUGAAGGAACAGGUUAAAGAAAGAUGCACAAAUAUGAAGAGAAUAACGUGUGGCACAUGAUGACCAAAUCCAUUACAAGGUGUCGUAUACCUUGAUUACCGAAGCGUAGGAUGCCUAUAUGAGUGCCGGAAUAUUUUUAAUUCAAACUAACACACUGACAUAUGAUCAUGUGAAACUUUUGUUUCCUUGUGAAUGCCCUUUUAAGACUCAGUUAGUGAUAUCGAGCACUGAAAUAAAACACGAGUCGUGAAUGUUGUUCUAAAUUUACUGGGUUAGUCAUGUAGAGUGGAGCAAAGGGAUGGAUUAUUUCCUUUGCACUAGGCAACUGUUACCUGAUUAGGCAGUCACUAAUAAUUAGGGGAAUCCCUAAGCCAUAUAUGUUUUAGUCAAGAUUUCAGUUUUCUAUGGUAAAUUAUUUUAGGUGCAUUUAUUUCUUAAAAAGCGCUUCACUGUAUCUGAUCAGACAAAAAUCAGGAUCUUCCAUUUCUUUUAAAUAUGUCUGCAUCCUCAGUCAGUUAAUUCUUGGCAGUUUUAUGACAAAUUUACCACAAUGUUAAAAUAUUUUCUUCGGGUAUUAAAGAUUUCUGUGUGUGUUUCACUUUCCUGGCAUUUAAGAAAUUCUGAGUAUUAAAUAGACAUCCAGUUAAUUGGCAAGACAUGUAAUUUUCCAACUGACACUGCCAAUUUUAUAAUAACUUUUAAGAGGUACUACCCAUGUUCAAAUUAUUGUUUAAUAUUACUUUCUGAUAUGUAAAAAAAUGAAAUAUUUGGUCAGCUGUAGAUGCUAAUAGAAGAACCAAAGCAACUACAACAGUGGAAUGUUUUGAUACAAUAUACCCCAAAUGAUGCUGUGUUGGUUAAUUGUAAAAGUUUCUGAGAAAAAUACAGCACUAUUUUCUUCUAAUCAUUAAGUGACAUAUUUAGACUACUUUGUGAUUUAGAAGCAAUGUGUAUAUUAAAGUGCCAUUAUCUGAGUUGUUAUAUUGUUUAAAAAGAAAAUUUUCUGAUGUGUGGUAAGCCAUGGGAUAUUUUUGAAGAUGUUCUUUUUGUGGUGUAUUUGAAUAUUGUUUUGAAGGGAUAGUGAUAUGUGAGGAGGUUUAUGAGUGUGCUUCAUAUAGUGGUAAAGCAGUUGAUAAGACUGGAGUGGAUUAAUUUUCUCUUGAGCAUUUGAUAGAUGUCUUGGUAGUCUCUUCCAGAAACAAACUGGUAUUUUAAAAUGGUCUCCCUUUAAUUCAUUAUGGCAGUGCUGUGUUGCACUUCUUAAAAAAAGGACAGUUUUUUCUAAACUGUGUAUGACCGACUGAUGAGUACUACAGUCUCUAGUUUUUUUCUCCUCUAAUGUGGCAGUUUGAUAUGGAAGAGAGAGCUAGAUAGCUCAGUUACCUGUUUUGAUAAGACAUUUUGUGUUACAAAUGUACUACUUUGUCUCUAAUUCCAUAUUGUACAAAAUAAAACUCCGUGUGUUGUU
Schistocerca piceifrons (Central American locust) is the source of this 3863-nucleotide messenger RNA. Its product is annotated as zinc finger protein 345-like. The transcript is spliced from 9 exons. Bases 454 to 2412 code for a protein of 652 amino acids. Gene Ontology annotation, molecular function: RNA polymerase II cis-regulatory region sequence-specific DNA binding; DNA-binding transcription factor activity, RNA polymerase II-specific. The record is from RefSeq and is a predicted model, not a curated record. Gene Ontology annotation, biological process: regulation of DNA-templated transcription. NCBI's taxonomy places the organism in Eukaryota, Metazoa, Arthropoda, Insecta, Orthoptera, Acrididae.